AUGUCCAUAUUUUUCGACUUCGACGUUGGACCCACUGGUAGAAGGUUUAGAAGGGCGGUAGACGGCGAUAAGUAUGAUAUAGAACUCUUUUGGAAACGGGAACAAACUGAGCCGCUGUUUGGUCCUAUCGAUAUAGCUGAAUUAAUUGAAUUAUCAGCUUUAUCUAUAUGCAUGAUAAACGAGAAUAAAGAUGUGGUGGGAAUCAUGGUAUUGUCCGAUCACCCCAACGUUGCGGCCGUUGAUCCCGCAGAUUGGGAACUCUGGAUCAGAAACAUGUUCAACCGUUACUACCUGUCUCGAAAUACACUUUUCGUACACUUCAUGUGUUGUACGGAUGACGUAAUAGACUACUUCGUUGACGAGGCAUUUGUGUCCAUAUUUGAUAAUGAUGCAUAUUUGAAGCAUAUAGUGCUCCUUGUACCUACAACGUGCCCACAAGAUAAAUAUUUGAAAUAUCCGAUUUUUAAGAAACGUUCCAUAUACAAAUAUGCCGCCAAAAUAUGCUGUGACAGCGAAAAUACACAGUAUCUAUUAACUGCUGUACGACAGGAGUUCUGUCCCAAAUUGAAGAUAAGGCGAGCAGUUGAAGAAGAUAAUGAUGAUAUUGUCGAUAUUCUAGACAAGAGUUGUCCGAAAUUGAAGGAGUUGUAUGGUGAAUACUACAUAAGCGAAAUAAUAGGCAGACAUCCAGAAAUGAACAGAAAAAUUAUUGUUGUUGAGGAUCAAGAACGAGCUGCAGGCGUAAUGUGUUUAAAUUCUGAAAUAAACUAUGAAAAACUUCAAAGUACAUACGAACUACAACCGUAUCACGGAUUGACUAAGGCUACACCACUCGAGAAAGAACAGAAAAAGCGCGGCAAUGUACUGCUUAGUGUUUUUGGGGAACCAAUUAUGCUUGGUAAAUUAGGUCCAUUUGAUAGGCUUUCAAAAUUGGAAAAGAGAUUAAUUGAAGACAUACAUUCAAAAGAAAAUCUAGUGGAUCACGAGCGGAAAAAAUCUAGCAAAGUGAAUUUUAAUCGUCGCAAUUCACGACGUAGUAUGCAGGAAUUGAUAAGUACACGAUUUUCUGAUGAUAUGAGCGACAAAAUGUAUGCAGAUUCACCCACACAAUCACAAACUAGUUAUUCAGUUAUUGAUUUAUUGGAAGGCGAUUCAUUCGAUUAUGAUAUUGUGAAUAUCGAUAAGAGCCUGUUGACAAUACCAGAGAUGCAAUCGAGUCAGCAAUUAUCCAAAGAUAUGACAUUCUGGCAGCGUACGAGACUAUCUAUAAUAAAAACUAGAAGGCAAAGUAGAAGUUCUGUAUUGAAAGCAAGAAAAAUUGAAGAGAAUGCCUCAACAGCAAUUAAUGGAGAACCCAAUGCAUUUAUGAUUGAAUUAUUUGGAUCUAGAGAAGAUAUUCAUGCGAGACAUUCGUUUGAUUUACUGGAAGCGGCAUUUGAAGCAAUGAAGACCUACGAUUAUUGUUUAAUUCGCGUACCUUGUGCUGAUAUAACGAUACCACUGUUACAACAUUUUAAUUAUGUGCCAACAAAACCAGAUGUUUGCAGCAAAUAUGCACUGUUUAUUGCUCAUAGAUCUUCAGUAUUGAGCAAAUUACGGGUACGAGAAGCAGAUCUGGCAGAUAUACCACAAAUAGCCCAGCUUCUACAAAACGUAGAUGCAAAAGAAACACUCUGGACUAUCGAGGAUAACCUGACGAGAGAAAGAGACAACAAUGCAUAUGUAUUUUUAAGCGGUUUCACAAUAAUUGGAGUGGGGAUAUUAGAAUCUCCAGAACAAAUAAAUUACAUGCGUGCAAGAUACAAUGUCGAUUCAUUCCACAUCCACAAGUAUCAUGUCAAAGGGCAAACAGUUGGCAAUGGUUUUGCCACCCUGAAGACAGUGAUGGCAUACCCUGUGUUCAGAGCGCAUUACAGGUUCUUUGCUAGGGAUAUAAUGCGUCUCUCGGGUACCACUGCAUUAUUAUGGCUAACUGCGUAUAGGAAUAAAUGGGUAGCACAUAAAGCAAAUACCAUUGCAUCAGCUAUGGUUCCAUUGGUACCUAGAAAAUCUGAAGUAGAUUGCACAGUAUUAUCGGAGCUCAAGGAAAUUAACAGCUUAUCUAAAAAUAUAAUGGCAUUCAGUACGUGGUUUAUCGGAAAGAAAUUGACAAGUGUGCCCACAGCUUAUGUGAAUACGAGGAUUGUUGUAGUUGGCGCCUCCAGUACCACCAUGGCGUUUCUCAACACUUUACUAUUCAGCGAUUCGUCAUCAUAUCUGAUGUUUACAAAUGUGACACUAAUAUCACCACAUGGCUUGCCUUAUAUUCGGCACUCGCAGCAUCCCGCCGAGAGGAUGUUCUCGAAAUUUCGUUGUAACUCUGACAAAUAUCUGAAAAGCGUGCCCUACACUUACUACGUGAAUAUUGUGCAUGGAACUGUUGUUGAGAUUAAAAAACAAGAAAAAUAUGUAACUCUAUCAAACGGCUCAGUGUACUAUUACGACAUGUUAUUUCUGUUAUUUGGAAAGCAAUAUCAGCAUCCAAAUUAUUUUCGCGAAUUAUUGGAAUGGGAGGAACAGCUCAAGUCUGGCAAAGAGCCUGUUUAUACUCGUUUAGAUGUACCCAAGCUCAGAGAUGAUAUGCAUUUCACCACAGACGACAUCCCUGAUAAUGUCUUUAUCGUCAACGAUAUUACUGAUGGUAACAAAGCUCUUGGUUUCGUUAAAAACUUAUUUUGGCAGAACUUUGAUUAUACUAUUAUUGUAUAUGGAGCAUCUAUAAAUGCGUAUAGUUGUCUUGCAACAUUACUAGAAAUGAAUGUGCCUCCGCAAUGCAUAGUCUUCGUAGAACCAUUUCCCCCUGAAGAUAACAAGAAACCUAGGAUCCCUGUGUUUUGUAAUGAAUAUGUCGAUCAGACUAUAAGAGAAAUGCUUAGCGAAUUAAACGUGACAGUAUAUGAAUCGUGUUAUUUCAAAUCGUGGACUGUUGAUGCGAACCAUAUUGUCACACACGUUGAAUUUCUGUCACACUUCAAGAAAAUACAAUUGGAAUGCUCUGCGUUCUUUUAUUAUGGAAAACGUGGGAUCAAUGCACAGGCUUACGUUGCGAUAAACAAGAGUGGUAUAGGUUACGAUGGAGGUAUUCUCAUUGACCACCAGUUUAGGACCAAGGAUGCCUCUGUGUAUGCGGCUGGCCCAGCCACUAGGUACUAUAGGAGAUACCACGCUGGAGCAUACAGACAUAAACACUAUAAUUCAUACGAAGUGGGGCAGAAGCUUGGUGAACUUAUUAGGAAUGAACUGGAUCCGCUUUUCUCAUCAAAACAAUGUACAUCGAAAAAACAUACCAAAAAUACAUAUAACAAUGUAUCCACUAGUAAAAGUGUAAGCUUCGAUGUAACCUCAAUUAAGACGGAGUCUUCGAGAUCUAGUGGAAACGCCAACAGUAAUAUGAUUCCCGAAUAUGAUGAUGACGAGGUAGAGAAGCUACCACUGUUCACGAGGCCUGUCAUCAUGUAUUACCAGCUUCCCGGAAGGUUGCAGUAUCUCGAUGUACGCUCACCGGGAGAGAAGUUACCGCAUUAUUACGUGCAAUCUUUGCAGCACAAUGGUUACAUCAUGGAGACUUUUAAAGGUGGUUACUUCAAAUUGCACCUCACCAACGACCACGUGGUCGAUGGCAUUACCUGUCUCAGCCCUGAGAAGUAUCCACUGGAGAACUUCAAAAACCUUUACGGGAAGUCGGCAGUUGUUCUGAAUAACGUUCAUUUGAGAUAUACCGCGAAGAAAUUAGAUAAUUUCUAUGAAUUCUUUCGAUCACCAUGGGCUUUCUUUUUGUAUGUUGAUCAGUCAGAUGAACUGCUUGCUAUGGUCAAGGAACUCUAUCCAAAGGGAUCAAGAAACAAAAGGACGCUACAAGAUGCUCUAUGUUAUCUUGGAGAUAAGCUUAGUGAUCCGUCAUUCGGGAAAAACACUAAAAUGAUUCUUCGGGAGAACUUCGAAAAGACGCCACAUGUAGAAGCUAUCACAGACUACGUAAUAGAGUGGCUAACAGGGAAUGACGUACUGCUUCCUCUGUACUCACAUCCAUGCCAUAGAGCAGAGUAUACUCACGACCUCGGCAGGCAUCCAGCAUUUAAAAAGAAGAAGACUAAUAUCACUAAAUUGUUGUCUAAAAUGUUGUAAUUAUAGAUGACGAUUAAAGAAUUGUCUAUGACUUGUUG
Molecule: messenger RNA, 4202 nt
Organism: Achroia grisella
Lineage: Eukaryota; Metazoa; Arthropoda; Insecta; Lepidoptera; Pyralidae
Product: cilia- and flagella-associated protein 61-like
Exons: 28
Coding region: 1-4164 (1387 amino acids)
Source: RefSeq, a predicted model, not a curated record